GAGCAAGACAACAGCACUCACCGAAAAGAACUAAACAGGAAACGGAUUUGCUUCGUUUUCUUCCGAGUCACUAUCGAAAUUACGCAUAUAUAUUUUCUGUUAUUUGUUAAGAAAUAGAAUUCGAUCUCCUAAAUACUGGUUUUAUUUUCUUAUCUCUUACAAAUAUCUUUACACCUAAAUAUCACAGUUUCAUUAGGCUAUAAUAUGUGAAAAUAUAUGAGUGACAUUACGUAAUUGUCACAGAUGUGAAGUAACUUUAUGUAUUACGAAUAAAAUAAUUCUAUGUACUCGGCCUAGUAUUAAUAAGAAAAACAUAAUAGUAUAUAGAUGCUAUCGACAAGUAAUAAAAAACAUGCCACUUUACUUUAAAGUGUAAAUUAAAUAUUGAAGCAAUGGCUGGUUCUAUAGAAGAGGUUAGAAAUCCUUUGUCUACAAACAAAGGAUUUUCUGCUGUAAGGUCGACGGUAUCUUACGAAGAAAUUGCUACAAAACUUAUAAAUGAAAAAUUUUUACUAACAGCUUUGGAAUUACAUGCGGAAUUAUGUGAAGCUGGAAGAGAAUUGCUAAUUCUUAAAGAAUAUUUUUCUAAUCCAAAUAAUUUCGAAAAUCAAAAUAUCAAACCAGAGCCUGAUACACCUAUGCCUAGAUCAUCUAGUCAAGCAACUUUGGAUUCCCUUGAUAAUAUGACAAGGUACUCUGAAGAUGGUACUGGAGUUGAUGAAAGAGUUGCGAUUUUGGAAUUUGAACUUAGAAAUGCAAGAGAAAGUAUUUCUGCCCUUCGUGCAAAUCUCACUGUUGUUACGGAAUUUGAUGGCGUAACACCCGAUAAACGUUCGGAAAAGAAAGUUAAUAAUGAUAAUCCUAUAAAGCCUCAUGAACAAAGAGCUUUAAAUUUUCUUGUUCAUGAAUAUUUGCUUACACAUUUUUAUAAAUUGACAUCAGUAACAUUUAGUGAUGAAAAUGAAGAUCAAGACCUCGAAGAUUGGCAGGAUGUUGGUUUGAACAUUUCAAAACCUUCUGGAUUAUUACAACUUUAUAGGGAAUACAUGAGAGCUAACGGUCAUGACAAGCCACCUUCUGUAAAUGUUUCUGUUCAAACUGAAUUCGGAGAUAAUGAAGUAGAAAGAAAAGAGAACGAGUUGAAAGAAAUGGAAGAGCAAAUAGAGCAAUUAAAACAACAAACUGUAUCAUUAGAAAAAGAGAAGAUGGAUCUUCAGCAUUAUAUCGAUACUACCAAUGAAAAUUUGAUACAAGAUAAUAAGCAACACAGUAAUGAUACAAUUCAAUCUAUAAAUUCGAAUUCUACAACGCCAGAUAAAUUUGAAAUUCUUGAGUCUCCUCCGCGCGAUGUUUCAAAUGCAACUCAAGAUCCAGAAGAAGAUGAUACUGUUUCUGUAGUAGUAAGUUUAGGUGAAACUGAUCCAGGAGAUAAAGAAUGGACAAGGAUACAGUUACCUAGAGCUGAUGUUACAGAAGGUUCAACUAUUUUAUCAAAUGCACCGUCCAGACUUAUGGCAUUAUCAUUUAAAUUAGAAGUUCUUAAUCUUUGUUUGGUGGAUACUGUAAGUGAUAUGAUAGCAGUAGCAGAAGAACCAUUUAAAGGUGAAGUUUCUCUCGAUACAUUUGUUAAAAUUUUGGCACAAACAUUACCUCGAAUAAUACCUAAUAUUAUAUUAAACAAACGAGAAGAAGUUAUACCUUUAAUAAUAGGCACAGUUGGUUUACAUUCCGACUCGGGGGAGAGAGAAAAAUUAUUAAAACUUCUCUUUAAUUUAAAAAAAAGGCCGCAAGAAGAGGAACGACAAAUGAUCAUAGCUGGUUUAGUGGCAAUGGCCAAUCUUGAAAAUGAACCUAUCGGAGGAGAAGAAGUUUUAACUUUGUGUUGGGAACAAAUCCAACACAAGUAUCCAGAAAGAAGAUUAUUAGCUGUUGAGUGUUGUUCUGCAUUAGCUACAUUUACGAUAGUUUCUGUCAGAAAUUCCCUAACGUUUUCUAUGCUACAACAAAUGCUUUUAGAUGAUAAAGAUCCUUCAGUUAGAGCUAGUGUAGUAAAAUGUUUAGCUCUACUUGUAACACUCAUGGAUAUACCAGAUAAAUAUUUUCAGUGUGAAGAACUUGCUUUUACAGCCUUGAAUGAUUCUUCUUCUAUAGUAGUCAAUACGACAACUUCUAUAUUUUUACCAGUCCUAGCACAGUGGGCAUUGUCUUUAAAAAGAUUUAGGUCGCAUCUUUUACCACGUUUAAUUUUAAAAGUAAAAAAUCGUAUAAAACCUAUAAAUUCUCAAAAUUCGCCUGUUAAAGAUAAUAUAGACGAAGAGAGAAUAGAAUCGUUGAUUGGUGCAUUACAAUAUUUACUUCCUCAUACCAUUGUGUGCGUUGCUGAUACUGAUAUAGUUAAAAGUUUUAUAGAACCUUCAAUUUCGAUAGAAUUACCUGCUGAGUUUUUGAGUAUAUGCAAGUGUAAUAUAAUUAAUCCAAAAUUAUUUUAUGAUAACGAAAGGCAUUACGUAGGUUCACUUUUAAAUACAUUUUUUUUAUAUACCUGGGAGAAUGAUUUAUGGCCAGAAUUAGAAUGGUUUACUAAUAAAUUAAUUAUAGAUAUUCUUGAAAUAGUAAAAUCUACGGAAAUAGUACAAGAAAGUGUUAUAAAUUCACUACUCACAUAUAUACAAUCGUUGUGCAUUGGUUUUGGAAAAUAUAUUACUCAGACAAGGAUUCAACCAAUAUUUUUAUCGGAAAUAACAGAGUUAGAAAAACAAUUAUCAACAUUAUCAAUGGAUAAUAAAAAUCUCAGUUUAACAUUAAUUCCGGCUUACUUAAUUAUACUAAGCACUUUAAAUGGUAUCGAAGUUUCAAAAUCUAUCAAACAAUUUUUAGUUGUUUUGUCUAUGAGUGGGAUCAGUAUUACAAGUCUUCAAAUUGCGAUUGUAAAAUUAUGUGCUAAAGAAGAAAUGCAAGAACAUGUACUAACAGGCUUAUGGGAUGGUGUGGUGCAUCAGAGAUCUAGUGUAAGAUGUGCAGUUGCAACAUUAUUUGGUUCUGUCAUAGCUCACACUUCAGAUCGAUUGAUAAGUGGAAGAAUAGUUCCAGCUAUUGUAACCUUGGCCAGUGAUCAAGAUAUAGCUGUAAAAGCAUCAGUUAUACCUCCCUUAGGUCGUCUUAUUACAGAAUGUAAAUUAAGAGAAGCACGUGAUAAGGCACGGUUAACUUUAGAAACUAUUGCUAGAGAAUCACAAAAUGUUUUGUCUGUAUUAGCUACUCCUCUUGUUUCAACUUUAGCUUAUAUUGCUCCGAGUUGUCCGCAAAGCUAUAUAGAGGAUGUAAUUGCAACACAAUUAACUGGAAUAACAACAACAGCGAUUCGACGAAAUCGUAAAGUAGAUCUUUGCAAUGCUUUGGUCGAAGCCUACUCAGUUUUAGUUUAUUGUCCACUGAGUAAUCAAUGCAUUUCUGGAGUUGUAUUACCUGGUUUAAGGCAUUUAGAAACCUUGGUUAAUCAAAGUUUGCCACAACAAAAAGAAACUGUUAAAUCUUUAUUAAGAGAAGCAGAAUCUCAUCAAGAUAUUGUUAAACCCAUCGAAAGAUCAAGCUCAAUGAGUUCUGGACUUUCCUUAUCAAUGGCGACAGUUAAUGUAGGGCAAGGUGUAGAGGACAUGCGACAAAGAAUGAGCAAGAUUUUUCAACAGAGACCUAGUUCUUCAACAGUGACGAGUAUUUUCAAGAAAAAGUAGUUAUAUUAUUUAUAAUAUUUUUAUAUUCUUCGCUUUAUGUAUAUAAUUUCGUUUUUC
Polistes dominula (European paper wasp) is the source of this 3788-nucleotide messenger RNA. RefSeq names its product RAB11-binding protein RELCH homolog. Lineage: Eukaryota; Metazoa; Arthropoda; Insecta; Hymenoptera; Vespidae. Gene Ontology annotation, biological process: intracellular cholesterol transport. Gene Ontology annotation, molecular function: protein binding. Gene Ontology annotation, cellular component: trans-Golgi network; recycling endosome. The record is from RefSeq and is a predicted model, not a curated record.